AAAGAGGAGAGACACUCCUUGGUGACCAGCUAGCUUUCAACUCACUCCAGCCGAGGCGUGUGUGGCAGAGGUUGUCCUGUGCUUUCCAGCUCCGGAGACUUUAGGAUUCUGCUGCUAAGGCUUCAGAGGAAACGCCUGGUUGCUAAUUUGGUCACUGCUGAAUCCAUCCCGUCUGGACCACUUCUUCAGGAUUGGGCCUGGGACACAUCACACGCACUAAACAAAGGAUGUGCAAGGUGAGCUAAAACUAACCCGAGAAGAGAGAAGAUGAGCGCGUUACUAGCCAGUGGGUGUGGACUCUUCGGGCCACUGUGGCCACUCGAUGACAUCCCAAAGGCAGUCAUGAGGAAAGUUAAGGGAGGAAACAUCGAUGUACAUCCAUCAGAAAAAGCACUCAUUGUUCAAUAUGAGGUCGAAGCCACCAUUCUUGGGGAAAUGGGGGAUCCCAUGUUGGGAGAACGAAAAGAAUGCCAAAAAAUCAUCCGUCUGAAGAGCCUCAACGCCAACACAGACAUCGCCUCCCUGGCGCGGAAGGUGGUGGAAGAAUGCAAGCUCAUCCACCCCUCGAAGCUGAGCGAGGUGGAGCAGCUGCUGUACUACCUGCAGAACCGCCGCGACUCCUUGUCCGGGAAAGAAAAAAAAGAAAAAUCAAGCAAGCCUAAGGAUCCACCUCCUUUUGAAGGAAUGGAGAUUGACGAAGUUGCUAACAUCAACGACAUGGAUGAAUACAUUGAGUUAUUAUACGAAGAUAUUCCUGACAAGGUUCGGGGCUCUGCUUUGAUCCUGCAACUUGCUCGAAAUCCUGAUAACCUGGAAGAGCUACUAUUAAAUGAAACCGCCCUGGGUGCACUGGCCAGAGUCCUGAGAGAAGACUGGAAGCACAGUGUGGAGUUAGCCACCAACAUAAUCUACAUCUUCUUCUGUUUCUCCAGCUUUUCUCAGUUUCACGGACUUAUCACUCACUAUAAAAUCGGAGCUUUGUGCAUGAAUAUCAUUGAUCAUGAAUUAAAAAGACACGAGCUUUGGCAAGAAGAACUUUCUAAGAAGAAGAAAGCUGUUGAUGAAGACCCUGAAAACCAGACCUUGAGGAAAGAAUACGAAAAAACCUUUAAGAAGUACCAGGGGCUUGUGGUAAAACAGGAACAGCUCUUACGAGUGGCCCUGUACUUGCUCCUGAACCUGGCGGAGGACACACGCACGGAGCUGAAGAUGCGGAACAAGAACAUCGUGCACAUGCUGGUGAAGGCGCUGGACCGCGACAACUUCGAGCUGCUCAUACUGGUCGUGUCUUUCCUGAAGAAGCUCAGCAUUUUCAUGGAGAAUAAAAAUGACAUGGUGGAGAUGGAUAUUGUUGAAAAGCUGGUGAAAAUGGUCCCUUGUGAGCAUGAAGACCUGCUGAAUAUCACACUCCGGCUGCUACUGAACCUGUCCUUUGACACAGGACUGAGGAAUAAGAUGGUACAAGUUGGACUCCUUCCCAAACUCACCGCACUCCUAGGCAAUGAAAACUACAAGCAGAUCGCGAUGUGCGUCCUCUACCACAUCAGCAUGGACGACCGCUUCAAGUCCAUGUUCGCGUACACUGACUGCAUCCCUCAGUUAAUGAAGAUGCUCUUUGAGUGUUCAGAUGAGCGGAUUGACUUGGAACUGAUUUCUUUCUGCAUUAAUCUUGCUGCGAACAAGAGGAAUGUACAGCUUAUCUGUGAAGGCAAUGGACUAAAGAUGCUCAUGAAGAGGGCUCUGAAGUUCAAGGACCCAUUGCUGAUGAAAAUGAUCAGGAACAUUUCCCAGCACGACGGACCAACUAAAAAUUUGUUUAUUGAUUAUGUUGGAGACCUUGCAGCCCAGAUCUCCAAUGACGAAGAGGAGGAGUUUGUGAUUGAGUGUUUGGGAACACUUGCAAAUUUGACCAUUCCAGACUUAGACUGGGAAUUGGUUCUUAAAGAGUACAAGCUGGUUCCAUACCUCAAGGACAAACUAAAACCAGGUGCUGCUGAGGAUGACCUCGUUUUGGAAGUGGUGAUAAUGAUCGGAACGGUGUCCAUGGACGACUCAUGCGCCGCCCUGCUGGCCAAGUCUGGGAUCAUCCCUGCGCUCAUCGAGUUGCUGAAUGCUCAACAAGAAGAUGAUGAAUUUGUCUGCCAGAUAAUUUAUGUCUUCUACCAGAUGGUCUUCCACCAAGCCACAAGAGACGUCAUAAUUAAGGAAACACAGGCCCCCGCGUACCUCAUCGACCUGAUGCACGACAAGAAUAACGAGAUCCGGAAGGUCUGUGACAACACGCUGGACAUCAUAGCGGAGUACGAUGAAGAAUGGGCCAAGAAAAUUCAGAGUGAGAAGUUCCGCUGGCAUAACUCCCAGUGGCUGGAGAUGGUGGAGAGCCGCCAAAUGGAUGAGAGUGAGCAGUACGUGUACGGUGAUGACCGCAUCGAGCCAUACAUCCACGAGGGAGACAUUCUCGAAAGACCCGACCUUUUCUACAACUCAGACGGACUGAUCACCUCCGAAGGAGCCAUAAGCCCGGAGUUCUUCAGUGAUUAUCACCUUCAAAAUGGAGAUAUGGUCGGGCAGCACUCAUUUCCUGGCAGCCUCGGCAUGGAUGGCUUCGGCCCGUCGGUGGGCCUUCUGGGACGCCCAGCCACGGCGUACGGCUUCCGCCCGGAUGACCCCUACUACUACGGCUUCGGGCCGCGAUGAAGGCCUCUCUCCCCGUGUGCGCGCUUAGCUUAGAGGAAGCCUGUGGGGGUUGGGUUGGCUUUGAAUCUGGGGCUAAUAAUGCAUGCUGAUGCGAGCGCGGGUCUGUGUUUCUCUUAUUUUUUCGUGGUGGUAGCUGCAGGUUAACUCCGCCCCUGUGGUCUUGUGCUGAGUGCAGUGCAUGCUUGGCCCGCCCCUCGUCACACCGCCUCGUGAUGCUGGAGAGCAUUUCCCCGGGACUCAGAGCGAACCUCGAAAAGCAACUAGACUGGAAAACACUACAUUAUGUAUAUUAGGUGACUAAUUUAAUUUCUAUUAAAAAGAAGCAUAAAGUACCAAUGAAUUGGAGAAGGUCACGCGUCCCUAUUUAAUGUGUUUCGUUAGGAAUUCCAUGCUUAUGUAGGUGCAUAAGAAUUUCAUCUCCCCCUUUCCCUUGUAAACUUGAGUAUUUCACGUGAUAUGUGCUACCCUGAAAAUGUAUAAAUGACGCCCCAUUUGAAUUCCAUGCAUGUGCCUGAAGGUCGCUUCCCAGAGGUGUUAACCGGGAGUUUUCCGAGAACAGUGGAACAACAGUAAGUUGUUUUGUGUGAGUGCAGCCACUCGAGUCCGUGUCUUUCAGAUUUUGAUGUAGAAAACCUGGAACACCUAUUAGUACAUGAAACUAGAUGAGUUUGAGGCCUUUAAAUUUUAUUAUUGUGAAAUCUAAUUAUAAGUCUCAUUGAGGAAAACUGGAAAACAGUAUUUUGCUUACUAAGAUGCUUGUUAUUAAAAGAUUUAGUUAAUAAGAAAUGGAAAGACAUUAUCAUUAAUAAUGAGUUUUGAAAAGAACUCAAUGUUAUAAUGCUGAAAAUUUACUUAAAGCAAAUAAAAUAGCCACGAUCUAGAGA
Messenger RNA from Artibeus jamaicensis (Jamaican fruit-eating bat), 3581 nucleotides. RefSeq names its product kinesin associated protein 3 (gene KIFAP3). The transcript has 21 exons. Gene Ontology annotation, biological process: cilium organization; microtubule-based movement. NCBI's taxonomy places the organism in Eukaryota, Metazoa, Chordata, Mammalia, Chiroptera, Phyllostomidae. The record is from RefSeq and is a predicted model, not a curated record. Gene Ontology annotation, cellular component: kinesin II complex; axoneme; ciliary transition zone. The coding region runs from base 268 to 2697 and encodes 809 amino acids. Gene Ontology annotation, molecular function: kinesin binding.